AUGUGUGUUACUUAUCACAAUGGCACAGGAUACUGCAAAUGUCCAGAAGGCUUUUUGGGAGAAUACUGUCAACAUCGAGACCCCUGUGAGAGGAAUCGCUGCCAGAAUGGUGGGACCUGUGUGGCCCAGGCCAUGUUGGGGAAAGCUACAUGCCGAUGUACCCCAGGGUUCACAGGCGAAGACUGCCAGUAUUCCACCUCUCACCCUUGCUUCAUGUCUCGCCCUUGUUUGAAUGGCGGCACCUGCCACAUGCUCAGCCGAGAUACCUAUGAGUGCACCUGCCAAGUUGGUUUUACAGGGAAACUGUGCCAAUGGACCGAUGCCUGCCUGUCUCAUCCCUGUGCAAAUGGAAGUUCCUGCACUACUGUGGCCAACCAUUUCUCUUGCAAAUGCCUCUCAGGAUUCACAGGACAGAAGUGUGAGACUGAUAUCAAUGAGUGUGACAUUCCAGGACGGUGCCAGCAUGGUGGUACCUGCCUCAACCUCCCAGGUUCUUAUCAGUGCCAGUGCCCCCAGGGCUUCACAGGACAGCACUGUGAUAGCCCCUAUGUGCCCUGUGCACCCUCCCCCUGUGUCAAUGGCGGCACCUGUCGGCAAACUGGUGACUUCACUUUUGAGUGCAACUGCCUUCCAGGAUUUGAAGGGAACACCUGUGAGCGGAAUAUUGACGACUGCCCUAACCACAAGUGUCAGAAUGGAGGGGUUUGUGUGGAUGGAGUCAAUACUUACAACUGCCGCUGCCCCCCUCAGUGGACUGGACAAUUCUGCACUGAAGAUGUGGAUGAAUGUCUGCUGCAACCCAAUGCCUGUCAAAACGGGGGCACCUGUACCAACCGCAAUGGGGGCUACGGCUGUGUGUGUGUUAAUGGUUGGAGUGGAGAUGACUGCAGUGAGAACAUUGAUGACUGUGCCUUCGCCUCCUGCACUGCAGGCUCCACCUGCAUUGACCGCGUGGCCUCCUUCUCUUGCAUGUGCCCAGAAGGAAAGGCAGGUCUGUUGUGUCAUCUGGAUGAUGCAUGCAUCAGCAAUCCUUGCCACAAGGGGGCACUAUGUGACACCAACCCGCUGAAUGGGCAGUAUAUUUGCACCUGCCCACAAGGCUACAAAGGAGCUGACUGUACAGAAGAUGUAGAUGAGUGUGCCAUGGGUGACAAUCCAUGUGAGCACGCAGGGAAAUGUGUGAAUACAGAAGGUGCUUUCCACUGUGAAUGUCUAAAGGGCUAUGCAGGGCCUCGUUGUGAAAUGGACAUCAAUGAAUGUCAUUCAGACCCCUGCCAGAACGAUGCCACCUGUUUGGAUAAGAUUGGAGGAUUCACAUGUCUGUGCAUGCCAGGUUUCAAAGGUGUGCAUUGUGAAUUGGAGAUAAAUGAAUGUCAGAGCAACCCUUGUGUGAACAAUGGGCAGUGUGUGGAUAAAGUCAAUCGCUUUCAGUGUCUGUGUCCGCCUGGUUUCACUGGGCCUGUUUGUCAGAUUGAUAUUGAUGACUGUUCCAGUACUCCGUGUCUGAAUGGGGCAAAGUGUAUUGAUCACCCAAAUGGAUAUGAAUGCCAGUGUGCCACAGGUUUCACUGGUGUGUUGUGUGAGGAGAACAUAGACAACUGUGACCCUGACCCUUGCCACCAUGGCCAGUGCCAGGAUGGUAUUGAUUCCUACACCUGCAUCUGCAAUCCCGGAUACAUGGGAACCAUCUGCAGUGACCAGGUUGAUGAAUGUGACAGCAGCCCUUGCUUGAAUGAUGGUCGCUGCAUUGACCUGGUAAAUGGCUACCAGUGCAACUGCCAGCCAGGCACAUCAGGGAUUAACUGUGAAAUUAAUUUUGAUGACUGUGCAAGUAAUCCUUGUGUCCAUGGAGUAUGUAAGGAUGGCAUUAACCGCUAUAGCUGUGCCUGUUCACCAGGCUUCACAGGGCAGAGAUGUAACAUUGACAUUGAUGAAUGUGCCUCCAAUCCCUGUCGGAAAGGUGCCACAUGUAUCAACGAUGUGAACAGUUUUCGCUGUAUAUGCCCCGAGGGACCCCAUCACCCCAGCUGCUAUUCUCAGGUGAAUGAGUGCCUGAGCAAUCCCUGCGUCCACGGAAACUGCACUGGCGGCCUCAGCGGAUACAAGUGCCUCUGUGACGCAGGUUGGGUUGGCAUCAACUGUGAAGUGGACAAAAACGAGUGCCUUUCUAACCCAUGCCAGAAUGGAGGAACUUGCGACAAUCUGGUGAAUGGUUAUAGGUGUACUUGCAAGAAGGGCUUUAAAGGCCAUAACUGUCAGGUGAAUAUUGAUGAGUGUGCUUCAAAUCCAUGUCUGAACGAAGGAACCUGCUCUGAUGACAUAAGUGGCUACACUUGCCACUGUGUGCUCCCAUACACAGGCAAAAAUUGUCAGACUGUAUUGGCUCCCUGUUCCCCAAACCCUUGUGAGAAUGCUGCUGUUUGCAAAGAGGCACCAAAUUUUGAGAGUUACACCUGUCUGUGUACUCCUGGCUGGAAAGGUCAGCGGUGUAUGAUAGACGUUGAUGAAUGUGUCUCCAGGCCCUGCAUGAACCAUGGUGUCUGUCAUAACACUCCAGGCAGCUACAUGUGUGAGUGCCCUCCAGGCUUCAGUGGUAUGGACUGUGAGGAGGACAUCGAUGACUGCCUUGCCAAUCCUUGUCAGAAUGGAGGUUCCUGUGUGGAUGGAGUCAAUACUUUUUCCUGCCUCUGCCUUCCGGGAUUCAUUGGAGAUAGGUGCCAGACGGACAUGGAUGAGUGUCUGAGUGAACCCUGUAAGAAUGGAGGGACCUGCUCGGACUACGUCAGUAGUUACACCUGCAAAUGUCAGGCGGGAUUUGAUGGAGUCCACUGUGAGAACAACAUUGAUGAGUGCACGGAGAGCUCCUGUUUCAAUGGUGGCACAUGCCUCGAUGGGAUUAACUCCUUCUCCUGCCUGUGCCCUAUGGGCUUCACUGGCCCCUUCUGCCUCCAUGAGAUCAAUGAAUGCAACUCUCACCCAUGCCUAAAUGAGGGAACGUGUGUUGAUGGCCUGGGUACCUACCGCUGCACCUGUCCCUUGGGCUACACUGGGAAAAAUUGUCAGUCCCUGGUGAACCUCUGCAGCCAGUCUCCAUGUAAAAACAAAGGUACCUGCGUUCAGGACAGAGCACAGUUCCGGUGCCUGUGUCCCCUGGGAUGGGCUGGUGCCUACUGUGACGUGCCCAGGGUCUCCUGUGAGGUGGCAGCCUCCCGCAGAGGAGUGCCUGUCGACCACCUGUGCCAGCACUCUGGGAUCUGUAUCAGUGCUGGCAACACACAUCACUGCCAGUGCCCCAUGGGCUACACCGGGAGCUACUGUGAGGAACAGCUGGAUGAGUGUGGGUCCAAUCCCUGCCAGCACGGAGCCACAUGCAAUGACUUCCUUGGUGGAUACCGAUGCGAGUGUGUUCCAGGAUAUCAGGGUGUCAACUGUGAGUAUGAAGUGGAUGAGUGCCAGAACCAGCCAUGCCAGAACGGAGGCACCUGUAUUGACCUUGUGAACCAUUUCAAGUGCUCCUGCCCUCCAGGCACUCGGGGCCUGCUUUGUGAAGAGAACAUCGAUGACUGCGCUGGGGGUCCCCACUGCCUUAAUGGUGGUCAGUGUGUGGAUAAGAUUGGGGGCUACACUUGUCGCUGCUUGCCUGGCUUUGCUGGUGAACGGUGUGAGGGGGACAUCAAUGAGUGCCUCUCAAACCCCUGCGGCUCUGAGGGCAGCCUGGACUGCAUACAGCUUACCAAUGACUACCUGUGCGUCUGCCGCAGUGCCUUCACUGGCCGUCACUGUGAAACCUUCGUGGAUGUGUGUCCCCAGAUGCCUUGCCUCAAUGGAGGGACUUGUGCUGUGGCUAGCAACAUGCCUGAUGGUUUCAUUUGUCGUUGUCCCCCGGGAUUCUCUGGGGCAAGAUGCCAGAGCAGCUGUGGACAAGUGAAGUGUAGGAGAGGGGAGCAGUGUAUGCAUACUGCCUCAGGACCCCGCUGCUUCUGCCCCAAUCCCCAAGACUGUGAGCCAGGAUGUACUAGCAGCCCCUGCCAGCAUGGAGGUACCUGCUAUCCUCAGCACCAGCCUCCUUAUUACUCUUGCAAGUGCAUUUCCCCAUUCUGGGGCAGCCACUGUGAACUCUACACAGCCCCCACCAGCAUGCCUCCUGCUACCUGUCUCAGCCAGUAUUGUGCUGACAAAGCCCGGGAUGGUGUCUGUGAUGAGGCCUGCAACAGCCAUGCCUGCCAGUGGGAUGGGGGCGACUGCUCCCUCACCAUGGAGAACCCCUGGGCCAACUGCUCCUCCCCACUUCCCUGCUGGGAUUACAUCAAUAACCAGUGUGAUGAGCUGUGCAACACAGCUGAGUGCCUCUUUGACAACUUUGAAUGCCAGAGGAACAGCAAGACAUGCAACCCUCUGUAUGACAAAUACUGUGCAGACCACUACAAAGACAACCAUUGUGACCAGGGAUGCAAUAGUGAAGAGUGUGGCUGGGAUGGCCUGGACUGUGCUGCUGACCAGCCGGAGAACCUGGCAGAAGGAACUCUGGUCAUUGUGGUGCUGAUGCCACCUGAACAGCUGCUCCAGGAUGCUCGCAGCUUCUUGCGGGCACUGGGCACCCUGCUCCAUACCAACCUGCGCAUUAAACGGGACCCCCAGGGGGUCCUCAUGGUAUACCCCUAUUAUGGAGAAAAGUCAGCUGCCAUGAAGAAACAGAGGAUGACACGUAGGUCCCUUCCUGUUGAACAAGAGCAGGAGGUGGCUGGCUCUAAAAUAUUUCUGGAAAUUGAUAACCGCCAAUGCGUUCAAGAUUCAGACCAGUGCUUCAAGAAUACCGAUGCAGCAGCAGCUCUGCUGGCUUCUCACGCCAUCCAGGGGACCCUGUCAUAUCCUCUCGUAUCUGUCAUCAGUGAAUCCUGGACUCCAAAAAGCACUCAGCUCCUCUAUCUACUUGCUGUUGCUGUUGUCAUUAUCCUAUUUAUUAUCCUGCUGGGGGUAAUCAUGGCAAAACGAAAGCGUAAACAUGGCUCCCUCUGGCUGCCUGAAGGUUUCACCCUUCGCCGAGAAUCCAGCAAUCACAAGCGCCGUGAGCCAGUGGGACAGGAUGCCGUGGGGCUGAAAAACCUGUCAGUGCAAGUCUCAGAGGCUAACCUAAUUGGUUCUGGAACAAGUGAACAUUGGGUCGAUGCUGAAGGACCCCAGCCGAAGAAAGCCAAGGGUGAAGAUGAGGCUUUACUCUCGGAAGAAGAUGACCCCAUCGACCGGCGCCCAUGGACACAGCAGCACCUGGAAGCUGCAGAUAUCCGUAGGACACCAUCAUUGGCGCUCACUCCUCCUCAGGCAGAGCAGGAGGUCGAUGUGCUGGAUGUGAAUGUUCGUGGCCCAGAUGGCUGCACCCCACUGAUGCUGGCAUCUCUCCGAGGAGGCAGCUCAGACAUGAGUGAUGAAGAUGAAGAUGCAGAGGAUUCUUCUGCCAACAUCAUCACAGACUUGGUCUGCCAGGGUGCCAGCCUCCAGGCCCAGACAGACCGCACAGGCGAGAUGGCCCUGCACCUUGCUGCCCGCUACUCGAGAGCAGAUGCUGCCAAGCAUCUCCUGGAUGCAGGUGCAGAUGCCAAUGCUCAGGACAACAUGGGCCGCUGCCCUCUCCAUGCUGCAGUGGCAGCUGAUGCCCAGGGUGUCUUCCAGAUUCUGAUCCGCAACCGAGCAACUGAUCUAGAUGCCCGAAUGAAUGAUGGGACUACACCCCUGAUCCUGGCUGCCCGCCUGGCUGUGGAGGGAAUGGUAGCAGAGCUGAUCAACUGCCAAGCAGAUGUGAAUGCAGUGGAUGACCAUGGAAAAUCUGCUCUUCACUGGGCAGCUGCUGUUAAUAAUGUGGAGGCGACCCUUUUGCUGUUGAAAAAUGGAGCCAACAGAGACAUGCAAGACAACAAGGAAGAGACACCUCUGUUUCUUGCUGCCCGGGAAGGGAGCUAUGAGGCAGCUAAGAUCCUGUUAGACCACUUUGCCAACCGGGACAUCACAGACCACAUGGAUCGCCUCCCCCGGGAUGUGGCUCGGGACCGUAUGCAUCAUGACAUCGUGCGCCUCCUGGAUGAGUACAACGUGACACCAAGCCCUCCAGGCACUGUGCUGACUUCUGCUCUCUCACCUGUCAUUUGUGGACCCAACAGGUCUUUCCUCAGCCUGAAGCACACCCCUAUGGGCAAGAAGCCUAGACGGCCCAAUGCCAAGAGUGCCAUGCCUGCUAGCCUCCCUCACCUGGCCAAGGAGGCCAAGGAUCCCAAGGGUAAUAGGAGGAAGAAGUCUCUGAGCGACAAAGGCCAACUGUCUGAGAGCUCAGUGACUUUAUCCCCCGUUGAUUCCCUGGAGUCUCCUCACACAUAUGUUUCUGACACCACAUCUUCUCCAAUGAUUACAUCCCCUGGAAUUUUGCAGGCCUCACCACCCAACCCUCUGUUGGCCACUGCUGCCCCACCUGCCCCAGCCCACUCACAGCAUGCAUUGUCUUUCUCUAACCUUCAUGAAAUACAGCCUUUGGCUCAUGGGGCCAGCACUGUGCUUCCCUCAGUGAGCCAGUUACUGUCCCACCACCACAUUGUCCCUCCAGGCAGUGGCAGUGCUGGGAGCUUGGGUAGGCUGCAUCCAGUCACUGUCCCAGCAGACUGGAUGAACCGCAUGGAGAUGAAUGAAACCCAGUACAAUGAGAUGUUUGGUAUGGUCCUCACUCCAGCUGAGGGCACACACCCUGGCAUAGCUCCCCAGAGCAGGCCACCUGAUGGGAAGCACAUAACUACCCCUCGGGAGCCAUUGCCCCCCAUUGUGACUUUCCAGCUAAUCCCCAAAGGCAGUAUUGCCCAGCCAGCUGGGGCUCCUCAGCCGCAGCCUAACUGCCCUCCAGCUGUUGCAGGCCCCCUGCCUACUAUGUACCAGAUUCCAGAAAUGGCCCGUUUGCCAAAUGUGGCUUUUCCCACUGCCAUGAUGUCCCAGCAGGAUGGGCAGGUAGCUCAGACCAUUCUCCCAGCCUAUCAUCCUUUCCCAGCCUCUGUGGGCAAGUAUCCCACCCCCCCUUCACAGCACAGUUAUGCCUCCUCGAAUGCUGCUGAGCUGACACCCAGCCACAGUGGUCACCUCCAAGGUGAGCAUCCUUACCUGACACCAUCCCCAGAGUCUCCUGACCAGUGGUCAAGUUCGUCACCCCACUCUGCUUCUGACUGGUCAGAUGUGACUACCAGCCCUACUCCUGGGGGAGCUGGAGGAGGUCAGCGGGGACCUGGGACACACAUGUCUGAGCCACCACGCAGCAACAUGCAGGUCUAUGCGUGA
This is a messenger RNA of Orycteropus afer afer, 7305 nucleotides long. Lineage: Eukaryota; Metazoa; Chordata; Mammalia; Tubulidentata; Orycteropodidae. The record is from RefSeq and is a predicted model, not a curated record.